Molecule: messenger RNA, 789 nt
Organism: Lycium barbarum (goji berry)
Lineage: Eukaryota; Viridiplantae; Streptophyta; Magnoliopsida; Solanales; Solanaceae
Product: protein LYK5-like
Exons: 2
Coding region: 1-789 (262 amino acids)
Biological process (GO): protein phosphorylation
Molecular function (GO): protein kinase activity; ATP binding
Source: RefSeq, a predicted model, not a curated record
AUGGGUAUAGCAUGCGAAACUGCUGACUGUGCACUAUGUGACAAAGAGGAGAUGGAAGACCUGAGUCACCUGUUUGUUGAGUGUGACUGGGCAAGAAAAGUAUGGAAAGAACUUACACUUCAAGGUGUUUGUUAUGGCGAGGAUGAUAUAACAGGAUCUUGUACAUGGUUCACUAUUUAUCUUGUAUUUGAGUAUCCAUCCAAUGGGACUUUAAGGGACUGUUUGUCUAAUUCCUCUAUUUCUUCUCUAAAGUGGCAUAAAAGGACUCAAAUUGCUUUUGACAUUGCCACAGGGCUACACUACUUGCACUUUUGCACAAUUCCACCUUAUACACACAUGAACAUCAACAACAAAAACGUCUUCUUGACCCCGAAUUGGAGGGCAAAAUUGGCCCUUUUUGGAGCUAAAGCAAGCAUUGGAGCAACCAGGGAAGUUGGAAGUAUCGGGAGUCUAGGAGGGUGGAUUGCCCCUGAACAUCUAGUACAUGGCUCGGUGUCUGAAAAAGUGGACAUUUUUGCAUUCGGAGUAGUACUACUUGAGCUCAUAUCGGGGAAAGAAGACGUUGAUGGGAAUUUCUUGAGGGAUUCAAUUAAUUUUUUGGGAGGGGGAGCUAAUGAGGGAGGAUGUUUUGAACAAUUGAAGAAUUUUAUUGAUCCAUGCCUUAUGGAAGAUUACCCUUUAGCAGAGGCAUUGUGUUUAGCUGUUUUAGCUAAAGCUUGUAUUGAAGAUGAUCCUCUUCAUAGGCCAUCGACGGAUGAUAUAAUUAAAGUCCUUGCAAGAAUGGUAUGA